UGACUUUUUAAAUAGUUGUUUCAAGUCAAUGUUACAGGAAUCACUAACAACUUGAGUAAUAGGUACAUGGGAUACAGGCUCCUGUGGCUACAGGCUCCUUGGUUUAGUGAGAAAAUGGACAACAAAGAGAACAAAUAAUUGAUAUCUUUGUCUUGCCAGAGGUAUCAUGAAAAGUCUCAGAUGGACUUUAUGCGUGGACUCCUUGCUGCCAUGGGCUUUGAUUGUUCCCGACGUGCAAAAUCUACUGCUCAAAGCUCGCCAGCAGAGGCGACAGUGGUACAUGUUGCCAAGGAGAGCAGCCCUCAGACGUGUAGUCUUUCCCUGGACCUCGACCCACCGCACUGCCAGAGCUGCAUCUCCUACGAGGCUCGGCUGCAGCGCCUGGUCUGCGGACACUUCUACUGUGACCAGUGCAGGGGUCGCAUCAUUAACCAGGCUUUCAAGGACAUCGAGGGCCUCUCGGACUACCCCUGUCCUAUGUGCAACUCUAUCCGUCAGCUGGGAGGCACAGUGCCUGAGCCACGGCUCCGCAGUAAUAGCACCCCCACUGUGUCUGUGGGCUUCAAUGAUCCCUCCUCCCCCACAUCCUCACCGUAGCUCUGUUAAUGCAGGUCAUCAGGGAAGAGGAAGAAAAGGACUCUGUGACUUGAAGUAAGAUAGUAGAAAGGCACUUCGGAGUCUGUUUUAGUGGAAAAACAGACAAUCAGAGAUUCUGGGUUUUUAGGAGAACUGAUUUCUCAUGAGGAAGUGUGCUCCAGCAAAUUACGCUUUUCUUUUAAUUCUUUCAUAACGGAUGACAUUGGAAUCAGUGAGGGUUGUUUUUGGCUGCUUUAUUGCAUUUUAUGUAUACAAAUCUAAAUAGAAACCUACAUUGAGUAAAAAAGUAACAAUUUAAAACUGGUCAUAUAAAAUACAUAAGGACUGUAUAAAACAAAGUUUAUAUAGAUCACAUUUUGUACAAAUGGAUUUAUGAAUCAUGCACAACUUGAUAAGCGAGAAGGCAGGGUAAUAACAUGACUGAACAGUCUAUAAAAAGAUUGCAACCUGUGUUAAAAGGAAUAACACGCAAACAUUAGUCCCAAGUUAUAUUAAGUGUCGCUAAAACAUGUAUUUACAUGGUAAUUACACAGAUAGGUUUAGUGUAAUUACAGUGUAGGUACACAUUAACAAUCUGGUAAAUUACAUUUAUAAAAGUAUUGGAUUUGGAAAAAAAAUGAAAUUGGAAACAAUGUGAACAAUAUACCUGCCAAUAUAAUUAAUUACCAUGUAAGAUUGGUUGUUUUAGCUACACUUUAUAUAAAAGUGGGACCCAAACAUUAAAAAACUCCAUUUUUUAACAAUGUAUGUGAUUAAUGGUGAGCAGACAACUGCCAUAAAAACCAUCUGUAACACACCAUUACAUACACUUAAAAGAAAAAUACAAAAAAUAUAUAUGAGUCACACAAAUAAGCAUGAUGGGAGAAUACACCUACCAGACACUUCAUGAAAUAUGAUUUCCAAUAGCUAAGACAAAUACAGUCAGGUAUCUACUUGCAGCCAAGUGUCAGCCUCCUCCUGGCAGAGGCAACCAGGGUUUUGGCUAAAAAUUACAAGUUCAUGAUGCCAUUGACCUUAACAAGGGCCCCAGGACAGGUCAGAUUACAUGAAAAUAGAGCUCUUUGGCCACGCACACCAGUUGUGGGUUUGGCGUUGAAAAACAGAAGCAUUAGCAGAAAAGUACCUCAUAUCUAUGGUAAAAUAUGGUGGUGCAUUUUUUAUGUUAUGGGGCUAUUUUGCUUCCACUGGUCCUGGGGACCUUAAGGUCAACGGCAUCAUCAACUUUACAAAGUACCAGGACGUUUUAGCCAAAAACACUUGGGCGCAAGUGAAGGAUGACACUUGGUUGCAAAUGGAUCUUCCAGCAAGACAAUAACCCCAAGCACACAUCAACAUCCACAAAGAAAUGGUUAAUUGACCACAAAAUCUACAUUUUGCAAAGGUCAUCUCAGUCUCCGGACUUGAACCCCAUUAAAAACCUGUGGUUUGAAUUGAAGAGGGCAGUCCAUAAGCGCAGACGAAGGAUAUCAAGGAUCUGGAAAGAUUCUGUAUGGAGGAAUGGUCUAAGCUUCCUCCCAAUGUGUUCUCCAAUCUUAUAAAACAUUUUAGAUAGAGGCUCUGUGUCAUUAUCCUUGCAAGGGGAGGGUGCUGGAGUUUUACCCCUAUCUUUUUUAUUUUUUUAUUUUUUAUUACUGGUUAAACGAAAGUUCCUGCUCUGAGCAAUUAUAUUAGUAUAAAAUAAUCAAAUUUCCCCUUUUUUUUAACCAUGAAAUAUAGCUUAGUAUUUGUAUUAUUUAUUUGAUACAGUCUUUUUUGCUCAUCUUUUUUUAAGGGUGCCAAUAAUUAUGGACCUGGCUGUGUAUGUUUUAACAAAAGGUACAUUUCUUAAUUUAAUUAGGACAAGCAUACAAUGGAUUGCACUUCAAUUGAUAUGGCUUUUGUUUGUAGUAACAGGUGCCAGGUCUAUAGAAAUUAAGAACCACGGGAAAUGCCUUACCCUGGCUUGGUAGGAAAACUAAAAACACUAACCGAUACUGUCAAUGAAAGAAGAAGCAAUGUAAAUGCUAUCCAAUGGGCAUCUCGUCAACUUAUUUUGCGCUGCUGUUGCUAUUGGGAUAUGAUUACAUUCAGGAAAGUUAGGGCAAGUUAGCUAAAUCUUUUUCUCUGCUUAUUUUCUUAAAACAAAUACCAUAGACAAUUCCAUCAAGAGACAUGUAAAAAGUAGGAUACAAUGUUAAACCCAAGAGGACAUUGGGACUAUGAUACAACAUUAGCGUGAUGUUUGGUGCAUUUUAUUCGCAUUCAUUUUUUACUGUAGCUGUCAGUGUGAUAUUGCCAUUGUGAUAUGAAAUAGGCAUUUACUGGUAUUCAAUGUGAACAUGUGUGUAUUCUCUGUGUGUUCUGACCCCUGAAUAAAUGUGUUUUCUAAAAUGG
This is a messenger RNA of Salmo salar (Atlantic salmon), 2970 nucleotides long. RefSeq lists its product as uncharacterized. NCBI's taxonomy places the organism in Eukaryota, Metazoa, Chordata, Actinopteri, Salmoniformes, Salmonidae. The record is from RefSeq and is a predicted model, not a curated record.